This is a messenger RNA of Thamnophis sirtalis, 2276 nucleotides long. The record is from RefSeq and is a predicted model, not a curated record. NCBI's taxonomy places the organism in Eukaryota, Metazoa, Chordata, Lepidosauria, Squamata, Natricidae.
AUGGGUAUUUCUUCCAGCACCAUAGUGGUGAGUUCUGGCCAGUACAGCCGUGCUGGAAGUAGUCAGGAGCAGCGACCACCAUACCGGAAAUACCCAGUUUUAGUUCUAAUUUUCUGCUUGGUGCUGAAGCCAAGUGGAUUGGAUGCUUCGAUCAGCUAUAAGCCCAAUGUUGUCAUCUUAUUAGCUGAUGAUUUCGGCAUUGGAGAUCUAGGCUGCUAUGGAAAUACUACAGUGAGGACUCCUAAUAUUGAUCGGUUAGCAAAAGAAGGGAUAAAACUUAUUCAGCAUGUUGCUGCAGCUUCCCUUUGCACACCAAGCAGAACUGCUUUCUUAACUGGAAGAUAUGCAAUCCGAUCAGAAACAAACAAGGUCCAUUCCUCAUCUUGGUUUCUUUCUUGCAUGUUCAUACUCCUCUGGUUACUACAGAAAAUUUCAUUGGCAAGAGCAAUCAUGGAUUAUAUGGUGAUAAUGUAGAAGAGAUGGACUGGAUGGUGGGAAAAAUUUUGGAUACUCUUGAUAAAGAAAAUUUGAAAAACAGUACUCUGACAUAUUUUGCUUCUGACCAUGGUGGACACUUAGAGGCUUGGGAAGAAAAUAGUCAACGAGGUGGUUGGAAUGGUAUAUACAAAGGUGGAAAAGCCAUGGGAGGUUGGGAAGGAGGAAUCCGUGUUCCAGGAUUAUUUAGAUGGACAGGAGUGCUGCCAGAGGGCAAAGAGAUUGCUGUACCAACAAGCUUAAUGGACAUCUUUCCCACAUUGGUUCAAUUGGCUGGUGAAACAGUGCCACAAGACAGGGUAAUUGAUGGCCGGAAUUUGAUGCCUUUGUUGCAAGGAUUGGUUCAUCAUUCAGAGCACGAAUUUAUGUUUCAUUACUGUGGAAUAUACUUACAUGCAGUGCGAUGGUACGAGAAGGAGAGCGGAAAUGUGUGGAAAGCCCAUUAUGUGAGCCCUGUUUUCCAACCUGAAAGAUCUGGAGCCUGUUAUGUCAGUAAGUACUGUCCAUGUUCUGGAGAAGGGGUCACCCAUCAUGAUCCCCCUCUACUGUUUCAUCUCUCAAAAGACCCUUCAGAAGCCAAGCCUCUGUCAGCAGAUAGUGAACCACAAUUUCACACAAUUCUUGAGAGAAUGAACAAAGCUGUAGAAGAGCAUCGCAAAACUCUCACUCCUGUCCCACCACAGCUGUCUCUCUACAACGUCAUUUGGAAACCAUGGCUCCAGCCAUGCUGUGGGUCAUUUCCAUUUUGUUACUGUGACAAAGAAAAGAACAAUAUGUAAUAUGGUCAUCAUUUCUGAAGUUGUUUGUCUUUCGUGCUUUAUAGAAAAAGAAGCCCUCUAAAUAAUGUAGCACUCACUGGAUGAAAUAAAGAGGAGAGUUUAAAAUGUGUUGUGUUGCGAAGAAAAACUCCAUCUCAGGUUAGAUGUGGGUUUCAGUGUGAGUGUUUGCAUUUCCAGGAUUAAUGACAUAAAUAAGAAAAGCAGAUUGCCAAAGGUCGAAUGGAGAUGAAGAGCCUUUCUAAAGGGGGAAAAUGGAUAGAGAGCUCUUGAUGGAACUUGGCCAGUUCACUUUACUUUUUCAAGGGUAUAGAUAGGAUUUAGCCACCCACUCAAGUUACUAUUUUAGUACCAUUUCUACCAAUCUUUCUCUGCCUAGACAGACACCGUGUUCAGUUGGCUAUAAUCAUCCACCAGAUGAGCAAGUACAUCACUUCCUGUUCUUCCAGUUAGGUCCUGAUCUUCCUAUCAGGAUGCUUGCUUCUCCUUACUCUACUCUACUGCCUGCCAAAGGUUGCUUCUCCUUAUCACCUUCCUGCUUGCAGUACUAUUUCAGCUUUUGCCAGCCUGCCUGAUCCUUGUUUAUAUACUCAGAUUAAUUUGGUCUGGGGACAAAUAAGGCACCAAAUAAAUAAAUCCAUGGAUUACCUCCUAAUAUCUCUAAGGCAGGAUACCUCAUAUACGUAGAACAAAUGUAUGAUAAACACUGUUUUAUUUUAUUUAGAUAAAAAGCCUAUAGCUAUCCUUUUCAGCUCAAAUCACACAUGUUGCUUUUCAUAGUGUGUGCAUUUUCACAGUCUUUUUUAAACAUCAAAUGAAAAAUACCAUAAGGCUGGAUUUUGGAACAUAUUUUUCUUGUUUUUGUUUAAAUUUCACUGAAAUUCUACAUAUAAAAUAAACAUAAAAAUGCAAUACAUAAACAUGUAUAGAAACAAAUGUGUAAAUUCCAAACUCAAUACCUAACUUAAAAAUAUAUAGUGUACUUCCACAUUUCUCUUUCCUCAC